This is a messenger RNA of Nezara viridula (southern green stink bug), 1749 nucleotides long. The record is from the annotation of a GenBank genome assembly. Lineage: Eukaryota; Metazoa; Arthropoda; Insecta; Hemiptera; Pentatomidae.
AUGACCGGAGUGGCCAUGUGCCUCUGGCUUCCAGUCGCGACCUCCUUCAUCUUCCCAGUAGACCACGAACACUCCUUCGAUGACCACCUCUUAGUCAGCACUGCAUCGUCCCUGAAGGGGCAUCUGGGGUCUGUGUUGGUUACCUUGAGCGGCACCCGAGAUCAUCAGCCGGGUACAAUUAAGUACCUUCAAGAGGCACUUGGACCAAUACAGAUCUCCAGCCUGGGCGGUCUCUCCUCAAAGCUCACCAUUUGUCUGAUUCAGGGCUCGUGGGAAACCCUUAUAACGCUCAACAACAUCUUUUGGAACACUGAAUAUUAUUACUUACUGAACUUCAUUGACGGCAAACAAGAGAUCGAUGAUAUUUUCUACCAUCUUUGGGACACUCAUCGAGUUUACAGAGUAUUUAUUGUUUCCCAAAAAACCUACACGAUUAAAAGCUUCGAUCCUGUACUCAGAAUAAUACACAAGGCACCUAUAGAGGUUUUUAUAAAUACUAACUCGUUGAAUCAAAGAUUUCCGGAUUGGAAUAUGACCGAUUUCUACGCAGUAUACGCUGGAUUGUAUGCCGACAAGCUGAGAGAAUCUCGUAGUUUUCUAGUUGACAGGCUUACCCUGGAAGCUUUAACAGAGCGCUUGAACAUGCGAUUGAAAAUAAAAAACACAACUGACGAUUCAAUCAAGUUCGGAAUUAGGAGUGAAAACGGGUCCUUCUACGGCACGUUCAAAGAACUCGUGACCUACACGGCGAACAUGACUGCUCAAGCUCACUUCAUCAAAAUACACAACAUUUUGGACAGUCUGACUUAUUCAGUACCCGCACGAGCGGAUAAAAUCUGCAUUGCUGUUCCAAGGUCAGAGCGAAUUCCUCGAUUUGUCGAGAGCUUCAACUCUGUCAACGUCACAGUCUGGCUUUCGAUAGUGCUCAUAUACCUGAUCACGAUGAUAACAUUGAGUUGUUUUAGGUUUUUCUUUUAUAGAGUGAACCGCCGAGUGAUUUACGAGACAAGCCUGCCGCUCACAAUGUUCGGUAUUUGCCUUGGCCUACCUGUGGACUAUAUGCCAAGAUUGCAUUUUGAGAAAUUGGUAUUGAGCUCCAUCUUGUUGGUCAGUUUGGUGGUUGUGAGCGUCAUGCAAAGUACACUUAACGCUAUACUCAGCACACCACCCUCCUUCUACAAGUUCCCGAACAAUAAAGACGAAUUCAACGAACAGAUGGUGAACGUUUGGACAUCCUCCAAGGAUUUGAUUGACUCUUACGUCGCAGCAGGUUACACAGGAGUGAAGUUUCAUCUGAAGACGGCAGCGGAGCAGAAGAAGGAUUUUCAUACUAUAAUCUAUAAAGGAGGAAUACUUGAGAAGAUGGCAGCUUUUUUACGGGCCAAGGAGUUGGAGUUCAAAUUUGUCAAGUUGCAAAUGACUGAAGCCUGCCCGGUGCAGCACAACAUAGCCUACCUGUACCCCAAGGGAUCGCCUUUCGAGGAGCCCAUUAACAGGAUACUGUCCGGGCUGGUCGAGUCCGGUGUAAUGUUGAAGUGGGAUAGAUCCGUUUACCAGUUCUCGAACAGAACAAUGCAGUUUGUCGGAAAGGUUCGAGAGGUGGUAGAGCUGAACCCACUGAGUCUAGAAGACCUUGGGACUCCGUUAUACUUCAGCUGCUGGGGAUUCGUCGUGGCUAUUCUUGUGUUCAUCUUCGAGAAAUUAAUCCAUGGAUCUAUGAAGAAGUUAAGGACUGAUCACUGUGAUUAA